AUGACUACUACAACGUCAGGUCCUUUAUUGCGUCCUCUAUUGGCUGCCUGUUUCUCAGCGAGUGUAUAUGGCGGUCGUGUAAUUCGUGAAGUGGUGCAAACGCACGUUGCGCUCGAUAUGAUCAACAAGCAGGAAGGCACGUACGAUCCACAGACAGUAGCAGAUCGACGAUCUCAGCAGCGGAUCGUUCAUGCUCUGCGUGAAGCGUUCCCACAAGUGACGAUUGUAGGCGAGGAAGGCGAGCUCGCUCCGCCAGCUCCGGAGGACGUGAUGCAGUGCGACCUUAAAGCACUUGACGACGUGGCCUUUGAUAGUGACAACCUCGAUACGCAGAAUGUUGUACUGGAUUGGAAGGAUCUCGUAUUAUGGGUUGAUCCAUUGGAUGGCACCAAGCGUUUUGCGGCCAAGAUGUACGACGAGGUGUCGGUACUAAUCGGUAUUUCGUACAAGCAGCGUCCUAUUGCGGGCGUCGUGCACUUGCCCUUCCAUGGCAAACAUGGCAUCACUUAUUGGGGUGGUCCGAGUAUUGGUGUUUUCCGCAGCGAACAUCACGAGAACGAAGCACAGACGACACACGCCAAGUUCCUCAACCAAACACUCAAGUCCACCCAGCGUGAUUUGAUCUGCACCGUGUCUUCGACCAACUGCGAUCUAGUUAAUAACGCCUUAGCAAAGUUGACUACUUCUGCUAUCCUAACGGGUGGUGCAACAGGCACCAUGAGCCUCUUAUCGAGGGGCUUGGUGGCAAGCUCACUGACACGCAGGACGCACGAGAUGAUAUUGAACGCCAUUGCAACCGUCAACAUCACAAGUGCACUGGACGGACAACCGAUGACACCGCAGUGGUUUCAAGAGCACGUAUUCCCCGGACGAAAUGUUCUGGCAGUGAAUGUAGCUCCCCAUUCAAUCCAUCGAGGCAAACACUCUGCUACCGCAAAGCUUGAAGUGUAUUUCAAAGACGACGACAGCAAGAUGAUUGUGUUUGUGAAAAAGACUGCGAAGAGCGAACUGCCGCCAAGGCCGGCUGCACACUGGAAGCGCGACAUUGCUUCAUAUCGCACAGAGGCGACAUUUUACGCACACUUUGCGCCGUCAUUGUAUGCGCGUGGUGUUUCUCUCAUCCAGCCACUUGCAAUAUUCCAAAGUGAUGCUGCUGGAGUCUGCAUGGCAAAUAUUAUUGCUGGUAUGGCUAGUGAUGCAAAGCAUGUGGCAACUUGCUCAGAUCCUGAAAACUUUUUGAUGCUAUUGGAGUGCUUGGGUACGGCGUCUCCUGCGUCUUCAGCCAACUAUGAGGCCGCUGAUUGUCUCGGGCUUUUAGAUACUCAGCAAGCAUUGGUUUUUCUCGCGAAUCUACAUGCUUCGACAUGGGGACAAGAAGGCCUGAUCAAAAGUGCUAGUGCUAAGCUUUGGCCGGCAGCGUGUUGGUGGGCAUUUCCGAAACGAGGCGAAGAAGAACUUGCACAAGCUUCUUACAUUUGGCCGCAGAUGCUUGGUAACUGGGACAGCGUCUUCAAAACCGAGUUGUGUUUACCAUCAGUAGCAGCGCUGGAAUCACUUGGUGAACGCAUGAUAGAAGAAGCCGCAUACAUCAGCUCUUGUCUUUCCGUAGACUCUAGCGCUUCAUUGUGCACAUUAGUACAUGGCGACUUCAAGAGCGCGAAUCUGUUUUUCAACUUCGUAUCACGCAAAGUUGUGGCGUUUGACUGGCAAUGGAGUGGAGUAGGUCUUGGCGCCUUGGAUGUCGCUAACCUACUCAAUACUUCUGUGAGUAUCGCACUACUUGGUAAUGACGAGAACGAGUUGGAGUUGCUGCAGUUCUACUACGAUCACUUGAACGAGCGGCUGCAGGCGCUUGGCAUUAGGUCUGACUUAGAGAAGAGCUAUCCAUUUGAUGCUUUUAAGCGGCACUACAUGCUGGCAACACUCGAGUACGGACGUCUCCUGAUUUCGAGUUUUUGGAAAAACAUGUCUCCACAGAGCUGUAUGGCCAAGGCCAGGAAUGCCAACUGCGGUCUUGGCUAUCGGUCGAUUCCUCACGUGGUGCGAAUGUUGGAGCGUCGUCCACCCGAUUAA
Messenger RNA from Peronospora belbahrii, 2073 nucleotides. NCBI's taxonomy places the organism in Eukaryota, Oomycota, Peronosporomycetes, Peronosporales, Peronosporaceae. The record is from the annotation of a GenBank genome assembly.